Molecule: messenger RNA, 2034 nt
Organism: Spodoptera frugiperda (fall armyworm)
Lineage: Eukaryota; Metazoa; Arthropoda; Insecta; Lepidoptera; Noctuidae
Gene: NGR-A29
Product: adipokinetic hormone/corazonin-related peptide receptor variant I
Exons: 8
Coding region: 292-1557 (421 amino acids)
Biological process (GO): G protein-coupled receptor signaling pathway
Cellular component (GO): membrane
Molecular function (GO): peptide binding; vasopressin receptor activity
Source: RefSeq, a predicted model, not a curated record
CCGCGUAGGCCAGUCGCGUUCGCGUGGCGACCAAAACUGCCACGAAGUGUUACGAACUUUUCCAAAGUUUGUUACAAUUUAUUUAUUACCAUUGCAUAGUAUGUGAAAUAUGAGUUAUUAAUAAUAUAUAGUAUAUUUAAUACUUGCUUUUGUUCCUAUAUUAAAGUUUCAUACAUAGUUAAUUUUGUAAAACUUUAGUCAAAUUCAAAGUACAAAAAUAUAUCAAUGUGUGUGUCGUAAAAACCAGUUUAACACCUCUUACCAGUGUACAUUAUCAUGUAAAACCUCACAAUGUUACUAAACAACUAUGAUUAUGAGGACGAAACUCUUCAAAUCACUACUUCAGAGAUCGAUCGAAAAUUUUGGGAUUAUUUCGAUGGUGCUACCACCGCCAGUACUAACAUCACGGAGACUGUGUUGAGGGACCAAGGACCUGUGCUGGUGAUCUAUGGGAUCUUGUUGGCUGUGGGGGGAGUGGGGAAUGUGGCUGUGCUGGUCAGCCUCGCCAGGUCGAGGAGAAGGAAGUCUCGAGUGGAUCUGAUGAUGACACAUCUCGCGCUCGCUGAUGUCUGCGUUACGUGUGGAGUUAUUCCUUUGGAGAUCGGCUGGAAGUACACCAACGCGUGGCUAGUAGGCAACCUGAUGUGCAAGCUGCUACUGGUGCUGCGAGCCUUCGGCCUCUACCUGUCUUCUAACGUCCUCGUCUGCAUCUCCGUGGAUAGGUUCUUCGCAGUGAUAUACCCGCUGCGGCUGCCGGUGGCGCGCCGGCGCAGCAAACAGAUGCUGCUCUGCGCCUGGGCAUUCGCACUCGCGUGUAGUUUACCUCAGAGCGUAGUCUUCCGUGUGAAGCGUCACCCUCAAGUUGCUGGUUUUGAGCAGUGUGUCUCCUUCGGCGCCUUUAGCUCGGAACAACAAGAAGUAGUGUACAAUGUCUUCUGCCUCUGCGCUAUGUACUUCUUGCCUCUGAUUGUGAUCACCGUCUGCUACGUGUGUAUCUUCUGCGAGAUACAUCGGAGCAGUAAGGAGUUGGAUGAAAAACGCAUGCACCGCAGUAGUGUGGGACACGUGCGUCUGCGCAGAUCCGACCGACGCGUGCUAGAGCGAGCCCGGCGUCGGACACUGCGCAUGACAGUCACCAUUGUCGCCGUGUUCGCACUCUGCUGGCUACCAUACGCUACUAUUACUAUGUGGUACAUGGUAGACAGAGAAUCAGCAGCUCAAGUGUCGCCCAGGGUCCAAGACUUACUCUUCGUGAUGGCUGUCUCCAACUCCUGCAUGAACCCCCUGGUCUACGGCUCCUAUACCCUGGACAUCAAGGGGCUGCUGAGGAGAUUACUUAAAAAGACUUGCUGUCACUCAUCAGGUGCCUCAGAUACGAUAGGUAUCGAUGGAUCAGGAUCAAGUUCAAUAAAGAAUAGGAAUGUCAAUUUGGAGACACCGUUGAUGAAAUCGGGCAACAAAGUCCGCACUCGCUUAGGAGUGCGUUUCGCAGAGACCUCUCUAACUGCCGUGCCCUCUCGCCUCGAAGUGCCCAAAGUGGUGAGAGGGCCGGCCUGACAUCCACCACCACGCCUCCGCUGCGCCGAACACGAGCGAUGCCGGGUGCUACACCAGUAUUACAACGAGAAAAUUGCUACUGUUUAGUCCAUAAUUUAAUGAACAGUGCUUUAAGUGUGAAAACGUGUUAGCGGUGUGUAACAAACAGGUACUGACUUCGGAAUUCUAAGGAGUCAGGUAAUGUUUGUGAUGGGUCAAUGAACUGCUACUAAUGACUUGCUAAGAUUUGUAUAAAGUUAUCCGACCCGAGUGGCGGGUUGUUACUGGAUGUGGCGUUUUUUGCUUUAACUUUUGUUUUUUUAUUUUGUAUUAAUGGUGAGAAAAUAUGAAUCUAUUUUGAGCGGAAUGGCGAUAUCAUAUGUGUUGUUAAUAAAUGUUUAUUGCGACCUAAAGUGAUGUCUUAAAGAGUGACACAUUUUGAGUAUUUUUGAGUUAAUUUUGGUGAUUCUUUAAAUUCUGUAUUACUGCACAGAAUUG